Messenger RNA from Pipistrellus nathusii (Nathusius's pipistrelle), 3222 nucleotides. The record is from the annotation of a GenBank genome assembly. NCBI's taxonomy places the organism in Eukaryota, Metazoa, Chordata, Mammalia, Chiroptera, Vespertilionidae.
AUGAGGUUCUUCCUGCUUUGUGCCUACAUGCUGCUCCUGAUGAUUUCCCAGCUGAGGGCAGUCAGCUUUCCUGAGGAUGAUGAGCCCCUUAAUACUGUUGACUAUCACUAUUCAAGGCAAUAUCCGGUUUUUAGAGGACGCCCUUCAGGCAAUGAAUCGCAGCACCGGCUGGACUUUCAGCUGAUGUUGAAAAUUCGAGACACACUUUAUAUUGCUGGCAGGGAUCAAGUUUAUACAGUAAACUUAAAUGAAAUCCCCAAAACAGAAGUAAUACCGAGCAAGAAACUGACAUGGCGGUCAAAGCAACAGGAUCGAGAAAACUGUGCUAUGAAAGGCAAACAUAAGGAUGAAUGCCACAACUUUAUCAAAGUAUUUGUUCCAAGAAACGAUGAGAUGGUUUUUGUAUGUGGCACCAACGCAUUUAAUCCCAUUUGUAGAUUUUAUAGGUUGAAUACCUUAGAGUAUGAUGGGGAAGACAUUAGUGGCCUGGCAAGAUGCCCAUUUGAUGCCAAACAAACCAAUGUUGCCCUUUUUGCUGAUGGGAAGCUAUAUUCUGCCACAGUGGCUGACUUCUUGGCCAGUGAUGCUGUUAUUUACCGAAGCAUGGGCGAUGGAUCUGCCCUUCGCACAAUCAAAUACGAUUCCAAAUGGAUAAAAGAACCACACUUUCUUCAUGCCAUAGAAUAUGGAAACUAUGUCUAUUUCUUCUUUCGAGAGAUUGCUGUGGAGCAUAAUAACUUAGGCAAGGCUGUCUAUUCCCGUGUGGCCCGCAUAUGUAAGAAUGACAUGGGCGGCUCCCAGCGGGUCCUGGAGAAACACUGGACUUCGUUUCUGAAGGCUCGGCUCAACUGCUCUGUCCCCGGGGAUUCCUUUUUCUACUUUGAUGUCCUGCAGUCCAUUACAAACAUAAUGCAAAUCAAUGGCAUCCCCACGGUGGUCGGGGUGUUCACCACACAGCUCAACAGCAUUCCUGGGUCUGCGGUCUGUGCGUUUAGCAUGGAUGACAUUGAAAAAGUAUUCAAAGGACGAUUUAAAGAACAGAAAACUCCAGAUUCUGUUUGGACAGCAGUCCCAGAAGACAAAGUACCAACACCAAGGCCUGGCUGUUGUGCAAAGCAUGGCCUUGCUGAAGAUUAUGAAACCUCUAUUGGUUUCCCGGAUGAAACCCUAUUGUUCAUCAAAUCGCACCCCUUGAUGGACUCUGCCGUUCCACCCAUUGCAGAGGAGCCCUGGUUCACAAAGACUCGGAUCAGGUACAGGCUGACAGCCAUCGCCGUGGACCAUUCCGCCGGACCCCACCAGAACUACACCGUCAUCUUUGUUGGCUCAGAAGCUGGCGUGGUACUUAAAAUUUUGGCAAAGACCAGUUCUUUCUCUCUGAAUGACAGCGUAUUACUGGAAGAGAUUGAAGCAUACAACCAUGCAAAGUGUAAUCCUGAGAACGAGGAGGACAGGAAGGUCAUCUCAUUACAGCUGGAUAAAGAUCACCACACUUUGUAUGUGGCAUUCUCGAGCUGCGUAAUCCGCAUGCCCCUCAGCCGCUGCGAGCGCUACGGGUCGUGUAAAAAGUCUUGUAUUGCAUCUCGAGACCCCUACUGUGGCUGGUUAAGCCAGGGGACCUGUGGGAGAGUCACCCCAGGGACGCUCGCUGGAGGAUACGAACAGGACACGGAAUAUGGCCACACGGCCCACCUCGGGGACUGCGAUGAAAUUUUGCCUACUUCAACUACACCAGAUUACAAAAUAUUUGGCGGUCCAACAUCUGACAUGGAGGUAUCUUCAUCUUCUGUUACCACAGUAGCGAGUACCCCACAAAUCACACGCAAAGUGGUUGAUACCUGGAGACCUAAACUGACGAGCUCCCGGAAAUUUGUAGUUCAAGAUGACCCAAACACUUCUGAUUUUACUGAUCCUUUAUCAGGUAUCCCAAAGGGUGUACGGUGGGAAGUUCAGUCUGGAGAGUCUAACCAGAUGGUCCACAUGAAUGUCCUCAUCACCUGUGUCUUUGCCGCUUUUGUUUUGGGUGCAUUCAUUGCAGGGGUGGCUGUGUACUGCUACCGCGAUAUGUUCGUUCGGAAGAACCGGAAGAUCCACAAAGAUGCAGAGUCUGCCCAGUCAUGCACAGACUCCAGUGGAAGUUUUGCCAAACUGAAUGGUCUCUUUGACAGCCCGGUCAAGGAAUAUCAGCAGAAUAUUGAUUCUCCUAAAUUGUAUAGUAACCUGCUGACCAGUCGGAAAGAGCUGCCGCCCACCGGAGAUACCAAAUCCAUGGUCAUGGACCAUCGAGGCCAACCCCCUGAGCUGGCUGCACUCCCCACGCCUGAGUCUACCCCUGUGCUGCAUCAGAAGACCCUGCAGGCCAUGAAAAGCCACUCAGACAAGGCCCAUGGCCAUGGAGCUUCAAGGAAAGAAACCCCCCAGUUUUUUCCUUCCAGUCCUCCACCCCACUCCCCACUAAGUCACGGGCAUAUCCCCAGUGCCAUUGUUCUUCCUAACGCUACUCACGACUACAACACGUCCUUCUCAAACUCCAAUGCUCACAAAGCUGAGAAGAAGCUUCAACACAUCGACCAUCCUCUUACGAAGUCAUCCAGUAAGAGAGAUCACCGGCGUUCCGUGGAUUCCAGGAAUACCCUCAAUGACCUCCUGAAGCAUCUGAAUGAUCCAAAUAGUAACCCCAAAGCCAUCAUGGGAGACAUCCAGAUGGCCCACCAGACUCUAAUGCUGGAUCCCGUGGGACCUAUGUCGGAGGUCCCGCCCAAGGUCCCCAACCGGGAGGCAUCGCUCUACUCUCCUCCUUCCACUCUCCCUAGAAAUAGCCCAACCAAGCGAGUGGACGUGCCCACCACUCCUGGGGUCCCCAUGACUUCUCUGGAAAGACAGAGAGGUUACCACAAAAACUCCUCCCAGAGGCACUCGAUAUCUGCCAUGCCUAAAAACUUAAACUCACCCAAUGGUGUUUUGUUAUCGAGACAGUCUAGCAUGAACCGUGGCGGGUACAUGCCCACACCCACAGGGGCGAAGGUGGACUACAUUCAGGGCACACCAGUGAGUGUUCACCUGCAGCCUUCCCUCUCCAGACAGAGCAGCUACACCAGUAACGGCACCCUUCCGAGGACGGGGCUAAAGAGGACACCGUCCUUAAAACCGGACGUGCCACCAAAGCCUUCAUUUGCCCCUCAAACCACCUCUGUCAGACCCCUGAACAAAUACACGUACUAG